Molecule: messenger RNA, 309 nt
Organism: Scutellospora calospora
Lineage: Eukaryota; Fungi; Glomeromycota; Glomeromycetes; Diversisporales; Gigasporaceae
Source: the annotation of a GenBank genome assembly
AUGUCUAGCUCUAUCUAUGACCAACUCAAAUCUAUAUUAUACAAUUUUGAUAGUAUUUCCAAUGAAUUAAAUUUGGCUAUUUGUAUUGCCAUUCAUGUACAAACAGAAAAUAACAUUAAAGCUUUCAAGGAAGAUCUUAAACAAAUAUCUCAUAUAUUAGGAAGUAUUAAUAGUAAUAUAAAAAAUACGGGCGAAGAUAUAACAACUAUACUUCAACUAACAAUUGAAAAUACAAAAUCACUUAAACGACUUGAGCAAAAUAUCGAAAUAGCUAAUUUACUUAAACAGCUUGAGCAAAAUAAAUUCUGA